AUGCCUGGUGGUACAACAAGCACAAACUUCAUUAACACCAAUUAUCCAUUAUUUCAAGAUGUUCACAUGAUGACAUUGGUUGGUAUGGGAUUUAUAAUGGUUUUCUUACGACGUUACGGUCUUGCUGCUCUUUCAAUUAACCUUUUGUUGACCUCACAUGCUAUUCAAUGGGCACUUAUUGUACGUGGUUUCUUCUCUCAUGAAUUUGCCACCAUUGGACGUUUUGCAAUUUCCAUCCUUGAUUUAAUCACUGCUGAUUUUGUUGCUAUUACCGUUCUGAUUACAAUGGGAGCUGUUUUGGGCAAACUUACUCCGGUGCAGUAUAUGGUCAUGUCAGCUAUCGAAGUACCAAUUGCUGUUGCUGUUGAACAUUUCAUCUUACGUUAUCUGAAGGUAAUUGAUAUUGGCCGUUCAAUGGUGAUCCAUUGUUUUGGGGCAUAUUUUGGCUUGGCUGUUGCAAAAGUAAUCAACAAAAAGGAAAUGAUUUCACAUCAGCAUGAGGGUUCCAGUUACAAUUCUAACAUCUUUGCUAUGAUUGGUACCUUAUUUCUAUGGGCAUUUUUCCCAUCAUUCAAUUCAGCUCUAGCAAUUCCCGAAGAUUCUCGACACCGUGCUAUCCUGAACACCUAUUUAGCGCUUUGUUCUUCCACUAUUUGUACUUUUUUGAUCAGUCAACUUUUCGAUCACGAGCAUAAGUAUCGUUUCUCAAUGACACAUAUAUCAAAUUCGGUUCUUGCUGGUGGUAUUGCUAUUGGUACUGUUGCAAAUAUUAUUUUGGAACCAUUUUAUGCUCUUUUGCCGCUUGGAGCUCGAGUUUUUGGACUUCAUGAUACACGUGGUGUUGGAUCAAUUCAUGGAUUACCUGGUAUUCUGGCUGGUAUUCUUGGUUUCAUUUUUACGGCUGUAUAUGAACCAACUCGUUAUGGAACUGGCAAUAUAACCCAUAUUUAUCCAGCAAUGAACAGCAAUGAUGAAAGUCGUGAAAUAUUUGUACAGGCUGGUUAUCAGCUUGCAGCGCUUGCAAUUGUCCUGAUAGUUUCGAUCAUUGGCGGUGCUGUCACUGGAUUAAUCUUAAAAUUGAAUUGCUUCAAUCGUAUUCAUGAAAAGGAAUACUAUUCGGAUGGCGAAUUCAUCGAACCACCAGAGGAUUAUGAUUUCACCACUAGGAUCAUCUCAAAAAUCGAUCACAUUGAAUUAACCGAACAUACGGCACUUAAUAAAGAAUCGACAACUUCUGUUGGACCAAGCAAUCCUUGAGAAGAAUUCAUUAACAAUGAAUGUGAUUCAUUAAUUAUUUCAUUAUGACCUCUGCAAUAUCCUGUUUACUUUAAGGAUAAACAAUAAUUUUGCAGGAGAAAAUAAUUUACUAUUCAAAUUUUAGCUUUAAUUCAGAACUGUGUGACCUGUCUGUCAUAUUUAAUUCCAUCCAAAUAUCAUAUUUCUACUUUCUUG
Molecule: messenger RNA, 1452 nt
Organism: Loa loa (African eye worm)
Lineage: Eukaryota; Metazoa; Nematoda; Chromadorea; Rhabditida; Onchocercidae
Product: ammonium transporter
Exons: 11
Coding region: 1-1257 (418 amino acids)
Biological process (GO): ammonium homeostasis; ammonium transmembrane transport
Cellular component (GO): plasma membrane
Molecular function (GO): ammonium channel activity
Source: RefSeq, a predicted model, not a curated record